GUACUAUAAGCUGCUCUGUGCUGAAGUUUGCAGUCAGUAGUUCUGAGUUCUGAAGUGUGAACACCAAGCCUCUAUCAACACCAUGGCAACCGAGCUUCCUGUCAAACUGCGUGUUUUCUCCCUGAACUGCUGGGGACUCCGGUUCUUCAGUCGUCACUGUUCUGAGCGUUAUGAGAUGAUCGCCGAUCUUCUGCAGAGAGAAAAUCAUGACAUCGCUUUACUGCAGGAAGUUUGGAGUGAGAGAGAUUUUCUCUUCCUGAAGGGGAAGCUGAGCAAGUCUCACCCUAACACAUACUACUUCAGGAGUGGGAUGGUGGGAAGUGGACUUGCUGUAUUCUCUAAACACACAAUCCAGGAUGCUCUGCUCCAUCAGUACUCUCUCAAUGGACAACCAUACAUGGUGCGUCAUGGUGACUGGUUCGGAGGGAAAGCAGUGGGAUUGGUGGUUCUGAAUGUGACUGGCCUGAGGGUGAAUGUUUAUGUCACACAUUUACAUGCAGAAUAUUCUAGAGCUGAAGAUGAAUAUCUGGCUCACAGGAUUCUGCAAUCAUGGGAGCUGCUGCAGUUUAUCCGUCACACGUGGAGCGAGGCGGAUGUGCUGGUGUUGGGUGGGGAUUUGAACAUGCACCCAGAGGAUUUGGGGAAUCGACUCCUCCGAGCUUACACAACACUCAGAGACUGUUAUAUACACGCACACAUGUUCCAUGGCUGUGAAGAUGGACACACUCUAAUAGCAGAUAAUCAAUUCAUCAAAAAGGAAGAUCUCAUUCCUUUUGAGAAAGGUAUCAGGAUUGACUACAUACUCAUCAAGGGGUCUGGCAGUGUGAACAUUAAGUGUGUUUCCAUGUGCACCACUAAAGGCUUAAUGCCAGAAAAACCAUUCCCUUAUUCUGACCACGAGUCUCUCAGUGUUGAACUCAACCUGCAGUAUUUGGAUAGAAGCACAACUGAAACAGCAGCAACACUAAGUGAGCAGGUUGAUGUAACAGAUGAAGCCUGUGAAGUUAUGAAAAAAGGUAUAAUUCAUGGUGAAGCCCUGCAGCUGAAGGCCAUUCAACUGCUAAUGGCUGGUCUGUUAUUCAUCGCUCUUCUUCCCGUCUUCCUGUGCGCUGGAAUCUUCUUAUUUUCCACUGUGGCAUUUCUGGGAGCGAUGUGUGUUGGUGUUAUGGUGUCUGGGGCACUCCUCUACAUCCUAUUUUCCAUACAAAUCAAAGCUCUGAGAGAAACGGAAGCUCAGAUGAAGCUGAACUCAGUUUAUCUUUCACAGGUUAAAAAUUCUGCAUCUUUAUUAGAUGAGCGCACUGAACUUCAGUCUCCCAGCAACUCAAAAAAAGAUGAAUAAGAUGGUUGAUUUUGCAGACAUGAUAUAUUGUGUAUCAUAAUGUAAUCAGGAAAAUGAUAUGAUGUAGCAUGUAAAUUAUUGUAAUGUAGAAUGUGAGUGUAAAACAGUUUACACUACUCUUCCAUGAAACUUCACAAUGUUAUCUACACUGAUUUACAGCUCUGUCAACCAUUGCAAUUUUAAACAAAGUGU
This is a messenger RNA of Pangasianodon hypophthalmus (striped catfish), 1534 nucleotides long. RefSeq names its product sphingomyelin phosphodiesterase 2a (gene smpd2a). Gene Ontology annotation, molecular function: sphingomyelin phosphodiesterase activity. The record is from RefSeq and is a predicted model, not a curated record. NCBI's taxonomy places the organism in Eukaryota, Metazoa, Chordata, Actinopteri, Siluriformes, Pangasiidae. Gene Ontology annotation, cellular component: cytoplasm. The coding region runs from base 83 to 1342 and encodes 419 amino acids. The transcript is spliced from 10 exons.